AUGGCGACUCCUCCCAACGGCACCAGCAGCACCAAUGGCCAUCACCACACCAGCUCCCCACAGCCUGAUUCCAAAAUCGCCAUCAUCGGAGCCGGAGUCGGAGGUCUCGUGACAGCGCUACAACUCCACGCCCAAGGCUUCAAAAACAUCUCAUUGUACGAAGCAGCUUCGCAAAUCACCUGUUUAGGAGUCGGAAUCAACGUCCAACCCUCAGCCGUGUUGAUUCUACGAAAUUUAGGAUUACUACCAGCUCUACAGAACACUGGAAUCGAGACGCAAGAAUUGAAUUUUUAUGAUAGGUUUGGGAAUGAGAUUUUACGGGAGAAGAGGGGGAGGUAUGCGGGAUAUGAGGUUCCGCAAGAAAGUCAUCUCAAUCAUUGCUUGUCUACGUUCUCGAAUGAGGGUGAUGGAGUUCGACUUGAAUUCGUCCAGCGCAAGACUUCAUCCCCUGCUCUUCACGCCUCCGUAACUGCGGAUCUUGUCGUCGCAGCAGAUGGGAUCAAUUCUACUGUGAGAAGGAUCUUAUAUCCGAAUGAAGGACCACCGCAUUUUUCCGGGAGGAUUCUUUGGAGAGGAUGUUUGGAAUCCGAUCAACCCUUCCUCACAGGUGCGAGUAUGAUCUGGUCUGGUUACGCGAACCAGAAAUUCAUCGCAUACCCAAUCCUAAAAUACCCUACACCUACCAGCAAUACCGAGCAGGGAGAUGCGCCUACUGGGAAGACUCUAAUAAACUGGAUCGCCGAACUCCGCACGCGUUCCGAAGAAGACUGUCUCAAAGAUCCCACACCACCGGAAAAAACCGACUGGUUAAAGUCCGUACCCAAAGAACGUUUCUCCCACGAAUUCAAAAAUUGGAGUUUUAAAUUCUUGGACGUUCCGGAUUUGAUCGAGAAGACGGAGAAAGUUUUCGAGUUUCCCAUGUGUGAUCGUACACCGGUCGAUCGAUGGACGUUUGGGCACCUGACAUUAUUAGGAGACGCGGCACACCCCAUGUAUCCCAUCGGCUCCAACGGCGCAUCCCAAGCAAUUCUCGAUUCCGCAUCUCUUGUUCAGCACCUUUUGAAUCCAGUCUUUUCGAUUCGUGAAGCUUUGAAAGCUUAUCAAAACGAGCGUUUACCAGCGACUGCGAAAAUCGUGUAUGCGAAUCGUGGCAAUGGGCCGGAUCAUGUUAUGCAGGUUGUGUAUGAGAGGGCGCCGGAAGGGUUUGGGCAUAUCAAUGAUGUGAUAAGUAACGAGGAGCUUGAGGACAUUGGGAAGAAUUAUAAGAUGAUUGCUGGGUUUGAUUUGUCGAGGGUUAAUGAGCUUGCGAGGAAGACGGAGGGGGAGAAUGAGAGGUUGGGGUUGAGGUGUCCGAAGAAUUGGGAGGUGGUGAAUGGGUUGUGA
This is a messenger RNA of Pseudocercospora fijiensis CIRAD86, 1383 nucleotides long. RefSeq lists its product as uncharacterized. Lineage: Eukaryota; Fungi; Ascomycota; Dothideomycetes; Mycosphaerellales; Mycosphaerellaceae. The record is from RefSeq and is a predicted model, not a curated record. Gene Ontology annotation, molecular function: FAD binding; monooxygenase activity. The transcript is spliced from 4 exons. The coding region runs from base 1 to 1383 and encodes 460 amino acids.